GGAAUAUACUUUGCUCUGUUUUGCAAAAUCCUUCUCUUUUCUUUUUCUUCUCUUUUCACAGUUUCACUCUUUCUUUUUCUUUAAUCGUUUUUCUUUGCCAACAAAAUCUCUCAUCUCUUACCUAAACUCUUCUUCUCUGUGCAAGGAUCAUGGAGCUUUUUCUCGAGUUUGUGUCUACCAUUCUUCUUACUACUCUGCUCUGUUACAUUAUUGGUAAGCUCAUUUCUUCACCUCCUCCUACUGGUGAUGGCGAACUGGGUUUUUUUGAGUGUAAGUUCUCGGUUGAAUCGGAUAUUCGUGGUUUAAAUAGUGAGGAGCGAGUUGGGUUUGUUGAAAAAUUUUGUGAGGUUGAGGAAUCUGAAGCUGGGCUGGUACUGGAGAAGAAGAGUUUUGCCGUUCAGGAAUUUCCCGAUGGUGAGUUUGGGUCUUCAGAAAUACAAAACGUUUUGGAGACUGAAGGAGAAGAUGAGAAUGUUGUUGAGGAAGAAAGUUAUGGAGAAAAGGGUGGGAUCAAUGAGAGAACAGAUGACUUGUUCGAUGGAAGUUCUGAGAGGGAUAUAAUUGAAGAGAUUGAAGAGUGUAUGAGCACCAAUGACGAAGUGGGUCUGGCUAAAUGUGACGAGAUUGAGGUGACAGAGUUUGAUGAAGUAGAAACUAAUGGAGCUGAUGAUGCAAAGGGGCGUUUGUUUGAUGAAGAGGAUGAUUGGGUGGGAGUAGAAAGAACUGAGUUGGAGAGGCUGUUCGGUGCGGCAAUGACCUAUGUUGGAUCUUCUAGUAAUGCAGAUAGAGUUUCAGCGCUUAGUAAUGAUGUGAAGAUGAAGUUGUAUGGGCUUUACAAGAUUGCUACUCAAGGGCCUUGCCUAGAUCCCCAACCAAUGGCGUUGAAUUUUUUUGCUAGAGCAAAAUGGAACGCUUGGCAACAGCUUGCUGAAAUGACUCCAGAGAUGGCUAUGGAGCGUUAUAUCUCACUUCUUUCUGAAAGCAUUCCUGGGUGGAUGGAAGAUGAAUCUGGUGGAUUUACAGAUGCUUGUGAAUUUGGAAAGCAAGAUGUUCUGAAGACAUUUGCACAAAACCAACCAGUUGCAGAGAAUGAGAGCAGAAAACUUGAAGAACUAAAGCCUAAUCACUGAAGGCGCAGAUGUGACAUAAGUUGGAGUAGGGACCCAUUGAAGUAACUAGUAACAUGCCUUUGUCCCCAAUUCAUGACAAGCAAUAAUUGGCGCUUUUAUGCCUUCUACACCCUUUAGUACCAUGGGAGCUUCUUCUACAGCAGUAGAUGACCGCUAUUCACGAGGAGAAGAAGGUUUCAAAGAAUUAGCCCCAUUUUAUUACAAGUACAUAUUUAAGUGUUUAUAGCUUCUGAUAAAAUAAACAUAUAUGUGUAUAUGGCACUAGAAUUAUCCCAAUCUAUUCCUAGUUUUUAUAAUUCUUUAUUGGUUUAGGUACGGUGUUUCUUAUUUUAUUAUGGGUCCUUACUUGCCAAGUACCUCAUUCCAAAUAAGUCAUUUUCAUUGAAGGUUUAAAAAUGUUGAAAUGGGUGUUUUAACAUUGGUGUGAAUAACAAAUAAAAAAGAUGGGAGCGUAUAUUACAAGGCAUAUAA
Molecule: messenger RNA, 1601 nt
Organism: Humulus lupulus (European hop)
Lineage: Eukaryota; Viridiplantae; Streptophyta; Magnoliopsida; Rosales; Cannabaceae
Product: acyl-CoA-binding domain-containing protein 3-like
Exons: 5
Coding region: 150-1130 (326 amino acids)
Biological process (GO): fatty acid metabolic process
Molecular function (GO): fatty-acyl-CoA binding
Source: RefSeq, a predicted model, not a curated record